This is a messenger RNA of Haliotis rufescens (red abalone), 4128 nucleotides long. RefSeq names its product meteorin-like protein. Gene Ontology annotation, molecular function: hormone activity. The coding region runs from base 352 to 1296 and encodes 314 amino acids. The record is from RefSeq and is a predicted model, not a curated record. The transcript is spliced from 4 exons. Lineage: Eukaryota; Metazoa; Mollusca; Gastropoda; Lepetellida; Haliotidae.
GGACGGUGCCGCAUCAACACGUGGCCGAUGGGUGCAGGGAGAGGCAGGGACACACACACUGCCGGAGCGUCUGGGAGUCGGGUCUGCGGAACACAGCACGCAUACCACAGAACACAUACCGUACAGAUACUAUAGACGUCUGUGCACUACCGACUGACAGUGGUCGUAGAUCACCUGCACCAGCAUAGUCGACACUGAAUCGUGACAUGAGACUUCUGGACGCAGCGUUAAGAGAAGUGCAUCCAGGGAUGUUUAAGAUGCACCCGUGUACAUAGUGAUCGCGUAGUGCUCCAACACCCUGUAAUAUGACAAUCACAGAUCUCAGAAUGAUGGUGGACUGUCAUCUGUGUUAUGUUGGGAACGAUAUUCGCUGACCAGAGGAGGAUGCUGCACGUGCCACGUGGACAGUGGUCAUGCACGUGCAUGCUGGCCCUAGUGGUCGUCUGGGCAGUACGUGGCGUCAUGGGAACGGCUUGUCAACAGUGUGACUGCAUGGUCAAGGAUCCUGACAACAAUCAUGGCGGAAUUACCAACAUUGUUGCCGCCUGUGAAGAGGGCAAGGUCACGUGGUUCACAACUAACGGCUCCCUUCGGAUCACCUUGAAUCCAACGAAGUCAGGUCUAUUCCGGAUCUGCUUUCGUGUUGAAAGUGGUGCCUUUAAAACUGUCGUGUCUCAGGAGAUCAUAGCAACAACGCUACAGAACUACAGGCUUAAAACAACGACUAAAAAGGACAUCAAGUUAUCUCCCCUCCUAACCACCAGUGGCCAGAGCAAGGUGAACUGUAUUUCGGGUUCCGGUCCAAAGCGAUUAUAUGUAGAGACUGAGAGUGCUGAGGAGGUCUUGACCGUGGCAAAGGUCAAGGUUGAAUAUGACGUUGAGAAGAUCGCCAGUGGGUUAAGUCAAAGUCCAUACGAAGUGUGUCGGCCGUGCACAGAGCAGGAGCUGCUGAGGUCUGUCUGUUCCAGCCACUUCGUUGCUAUUGGAACCAUUGAUGACGUCACCCAUGACGAGGACACUAGUCACAUCCGCGUCACAGCAUCAAAGGUCGUUUCUCAGAAAGAGGCCAUCUUCCAGAAGCCAACAGCUGGAUGGUCCCGUCCCUAUGAACUGAAGGGCGUGGUUCAAGCCCCACUCAGGUGCGGCAUCAGACAUGGGGAGGGGCAGUUCUUGUUCACAGGCCGCGUUCGUCUUGGUCAACCAGUGUUACAGUGUGCCCCGCGCUAUGAACAGUGGAGGGCGGUGCUUGAGAUGGCCCAGGAAAAUGGCCAGUUGGAGUGCGCACUAGACCUCUGACUGGACAUCUCAUUGACCUUUUACUGGACUUCAACUGCACCUCUAAAUGGACCUUUAACGGGACCUUAACUGCACCUCUAAAUGGACCUUUAGCUGGACUUUAACUGAACCUCUGACUGGAAGUUUUACUGGACUUUCAAUUUGACCGCAGAUGGGACAUUAAGUGAACCUCUAGAUCUUUAAUUGGACCUCUAAAUGGAUAUUCAACUAAACAUCUAUCUAGACCUUUAAUUGGACCCUCAGAAUCUUUAACCGGACCUUCGAUGCGAAACACAACUCUUCCGUGCAUACGUUCAUUUUUUACUAAUACAGGUUGAUCUCUUUAGCCUGAAAGAGGAAUCCAUUUAUAUGUUUUCUGAAAUACGGAGGCCUGUGUCAUUCGCCCGUGGUUACGUACCUGUGUGAAUGGUGCCGUGUUGCAGUGGCACUGGCAGAAACCUGUGUCAGACACAUUACUGCAAGGUCCUCUACAAUGUCUACAAGCUUGUGAACCAAAGAUGAAAUGUAUAUAUUUUAUAUCCGUUUUUAGUUGCAUAUAUUUUGUGUAGUUACACAGAGACGUCUCAACUGAGGAUGUGUAUGUGACAUUGCUGUUAAUGUUUCAGAUGUUUACAGACUAGUGUGACAUUUACUGCAUUAGUUUUGUUGUUGAAUUAUACCUACUAUAUAUACAGAAGGCAGCAGUGUGUGUGUGUGUGUAGUGAUAGUGAUCUCUGUGAUAUGCUCGAUCAUACUGACAAUCGUAGGCCGUGCCUACACGAUCAGCCAAAACGUACACUUGUGAUUCGUAGCUGUAGAUCCCAUCAGUAUGAGAAAACUUCCCUGUCACUCAUCUUUAUCUGUGACUUCCGGAAUUCUGUUCGCGUCCCAUGCGUGUAGGCAUGGUGUCUAUGCCGAUCAUAACCUAUGCGUCUUCUUCCAUACAGGAAUGAUAAUUAUUACCAGUGAAAAGAUUAUACAAGGAGCCAUGGUGAUUUAUUGAUGCAAAGGAAACACAUAUCAUCAAAAUAGCAUAAACUUCUUUAUGUUUGCUGCGUUCGUUCAUUAACCUACUAUCAUCUUGACAUAAAUGUGUAAUUAUAUUACAUGGCACAUUGGUAAGACCUGCCGCACUGUCAGAGUUUGUUUGUUUGUUUAACGCCGCAUCCAGCAAAAUUCCAGCUAUAGGGCGGCGAUCUCUAAAUAAUCGAGUCUGGGCCAUACAAUCCAGUGAUUAAUAUCAUGAGCAUCGAUCCACGCAAUUGGGAUCGAUGACAUGCAUCAACCAAGUCAGCGAGCCUGACCACCCGAUCCCGUUAGUCGCCUUUUACGGCAAGCAUUGGUUGCUGAAGACCUAUUCUACCCCGGAGCGUCACGGGUCGCACUGCCAGAGUGAGUACUCUUGUCAGGAGUGGAACCCGUAUCUUCGCAUGACGAGGAAGCCAUCGAGCGUUACCAAAAGACUGGACGACCUAAAGUGACACGUGAACUAAAUACGUCACAGUGGAAUUCCUUUACUGUACACCACACCAGUGCUAAGGUUACCAGUUAGAACAUAUGUGUAGAAAAAUAGGAUGGUAUUAAACAAUUAGAUGAUCAUAUCGGCCUUGUUUGGGGAGUAAGCAGCGCUUGGAAUUGUCGUUCGAUGGGAACCUUUAACCACUAUAUUACCCCACCCAGCCCUGAUAGCUGAAUAUGUCAUGUUGUGCUCAUAGCAAUCUUCCUAAUUUACGAAUCUACAACACGCAUCGAGUGAUGAACCAGGGAUUUUUUGCUUGAGACAGAUUGUAAGACAUUUCUAGAUUAUUAUAAACCUUUGAUACGACAUUCUGUUUUACCAUUACCAAGGUACUUUGGUCUAUAUGCUAAAUCUAUCUGUCGAUGGUCUUAAAUAAUGACCAAUUUUAAGAAUGUGUUCUUGUGAUUAUGUAAAUACCGUCUUACAAAUGUUUAGUUUAGUCUAUGUGAUCCCCUUUCUGUAUGCCUUGUCGGAACUGCCAUAGUGAGUUGCGUUACCCGUCGCCAGCCUUCUGCCAGUAUGUUCUUACGUCGACAUUUGGAAUCAGUCAUAGAAUGAAGCUGUCAAGCUGCCCUUCCAUGUAUUCGUCUGGAAGUUUUCACAACUCCAUUUGUCCAUGGUGUCGUGCACCUGUUAUUGUUGACAUCGUCAGUUGUUUACGCCAUGCAAGCGGGUCAGCAGGUGAUGUCAAUUUGUCGUAGAGACAGUAAGCCAAGAUAUAUAUCUGGAGUUAUUUCUCUCAACCAGUUCUCACCCAUUCCAGUAUCCUCCAAAUCAGGCACACAUGACCAGUAGCUGUUGAUGCUAUCUGUGUCCUCUGACCCUGGGAACAAAAUCUGGGCUAAUUUUUAUUUAGUUUAUAAUCAUAAUUCAACAACUGUAUUGUACUGUAAAAUAUGUUCAUUUCAGAGACAAGAUGUAAGUCUAUCAUUGCCUGUCCGGUCAGUGUAGCCUUGAGCGACUACUUAAAGGAAACAAGCUCGUCAUCUAAGAAACAAGAUUCAAUGAAUAUUUCAGGUUUUGCAAAAUAAACUUCGAUAGUUGCUACCAGAUUGUAUUUAAUGAAAAGUAUACUUCGUAUAUUUAGCUUUAACGAGUAGCCUCAUAAUGGGACCAAUAUACUUACAAAGGGCUGAUAAGGUAUUAUAGCGUUCUUCGGACGUAGUUGUACAUAUAGUCUUGUAUAUGAUUAGCUCUGACCUGAAAUGGCACCUCUACCUGUGAUACAUGUACAUUGACAGCGGUUGUCGGGACCAAAAGGACACCUCUUGUAAUCCAUAUCCAUGUAGUUCAUCAAUAUGUACAGAAACUUCAAUAAAUCGGUAUUUCUCUUG